Molecule: messenger RNA, 688 nt
Organism: Pelecanus crispus (Dalmatian pelican)
Lineage: Eukaryota; Metazoa; Chordata; Aves; Pelecaniformes; Pelecanidae
Source: RefSeq, a predicted model, not a curated record
GAUUAUCUUCCUGGGAAACGUCGCUCUUUGUAUAUAAAGAAUAUCUCACCGAGUUGCUGCAACUGAGUUUAGAAUGUUACUUGACUUGUGAUUCUGAUGGAGGAAUAACCAGAUCUCAGGCUGCUGCACUGGAAGACUUUACAGGAAAUACAAAAUGUCAUCUAAUAGGAGUCAGAACCCGCAUGGACUUAAACAGAUCGGUCUUGACCAGAUAUGGGAUGACCUAAGAGCUGGAAUUCAACAGGUUUACACCAGACAAAGUAUGGCAAAGUCUAGAUACAUGGAACUCUACACUCAUGUUUAUAACUACUGUACUAGCGUACACCAGUCUAAUCAAGCACGGGGAGCUGGAGUACCUCCUUCUAAAUCAAAAAAGGGCCAGACACCUGGAGGUGCUCAGUUUGUCGGCUUGGAAUUGUACAAACGGCUAAAAGAAUUUCUGAAGAACUACUUGACAAAUCUCCUUAAGGAUGGUGAAGAUUUGAUGGAUGAGAGUGUGCUGAAAUUCUACACUCAGCAGUGGGAAGAUUAUAGGUUUUCAAGCAAAGUAUUGAAUGGGAUAUGUGCCUACCUCAAUCGACAUUGGGUUCGUCGUGAGUGCGAUGAAGGUCGUAAAGGAAUAUACGAAAUUUAUUCACUUGCCUUGGUGACCUGGAGAGACUGCUUAUUCAGGCCAUUAAAUAAGCAG